Amoebophrya sp. A25 is the source of this 355-nucleotide messenger RNA. NCBI's taxonomy places the organism in Eukaryota, Dinophyceae, Syndiniales, Amoebophryaceae. The record is from the annotation of a GenBank genome assembly.
GUGGAGUGCAUGCGCGUCGGCGUCUUCCGAAAGGACCUCAGCGAGCGUUUCAAGCUCGAUCCGGAAGCGUUCGGGGUCCUACUCGAAGAGGCUUACGUUAAGGCUAGUUUAUCACUAUCCCAUGUGAUUGUGAACUAUGCUGAGUGGAGUAGGAGCACCCCUUGACUUCAAGGGGAAACAAAGGGGGAAACAGGGCAUAUCACUCAACCUGGGAUAGUGAAAAACUAGCGUUAAUUACGACACUUGCAAAUUCUUCUGCGAAGUCGAAGAGGGUACGAAGAUCGGAGAUAUCGAAAAUUUCGAUGAGCAAGUGGAGCUUUUGAAGUCGCAGUUGUUGGCACUGUGCGAUCCGGAG